UGAACAGACAGUAAAGAUAUCGCAAGGGGCGUUAUAUUUGCCACUCAGAUAAUAUGUGGUGAUUAUAAGGCAGGAAAAUAUUACCGAAGCUGGUGUUAACUGAACGGUAGAAAAAUCGACAUGGCAGAUGUACCUGUAGUCACGUUAUUGCUGACAGUGAUCAUCAUGGUUUUGAUAUCACAGAGUGAAAGUAUAACCAUAGCAGAUAAGACAAAGAUUGAUAAAGGCCUUACAGCGGGACAUGAGAUUUUCAAUUAUAUAGCAGAUAAAAAGUUUUCAGAAUCCCUAACUAAAAUUUCUUCCGCAAUCGGACCAUUCUUGGGGGCAUUUGGUCCAUUUGUCAGCUUGGUUCUUACGUUUGUCCCAUCAUCGGAUACAGCAGUUGUGCAAUUGUUGACAGGGAUGAUGGACAGAAUCGAGAACAGAUUUGAUCAAGUAGAUUCACGUUUUGAUGAAAUAAAACGGCUGGUUGAAUGGACUGAUGAAGCGGUGAACUUUGGGCAAAUAGAACAGAAGAUAUGGGCGAUGAAUGUAGCAUAUAGGAGACUUUAUCGUGGAAAUGGAACUGGAGAAGCAGCAAAUAGGAAACAGGCAUAUAUUGAUGAAUUUGACAAUAAUUAUCAACAAAGUGGAAUAAACCUCUACCAUGCAAUAGUUAACAAACAUGGCACGUUUCAGGAAAAUCUUGGAGAAUCAAUAAUGCGUUUCACUGACUACGACCGCAAGAAGACACAAGAUUUUCUUCUUGGCAUUUUGCGACUCAUCUUGAAUGCGGCAAAAAUCGAAAUCGCUUACUACAAUGUGAAACAAUUCAACUCGAUUGCAGAGGAAAGGAAGUCUGAAUGGGAAACAAAGAUUCAAAGAGUGAAAUCUGAAUUUGAACAUAUCGAUAAGACAGUUAUUCAUCAGUGUCAUUCUCAAUCUAAAAAGGACAUCAAAAAGAUUUCUGCCGAUAAUUAUAAAAUGGGCAAUGAACAAUUUAGUAGUAAAUUGUAUGACAUGUUAACAGAGAAAUACUAUUGGCGUAAUUGGUUGGUCGUUGUUUAUGAUGAAGUACGUGGUUUUGACAAGCAUACCGUCAGCCAAUGUGGUGGAUAUAUAAAAUUUCGAAAAGACGGACGAAAUCUAGUUGUUGCAAGUUUGGACAAGAAUCAGGAUGUGCAACAAAUGUCUAGGCAAAGCGCACGAACGAAGUUGAUCAAAAAUGGAAAGUAUGCAAAGGAACUUGUAAAGGUGAUGGUUUUGCCUGCUGGGUAUCCCAAGCCUAAGAUUCCAUAUGCCAGGAUACUUUAUAAAAAGAUCGAUACAAAAAGCGCAUGUAGCACCAUUUCUAUUAUUUCAAGUGCGAAUGUCUGGCACAGGGGUCCUGUGAGCAAACUUGUUUUUCGCCAAUAUUAUGGUAACCUGCAAGCAAUUUUGUUUGGGAACUUUAAUACUUCCAAAAUAACUCCAAGCAGUAACUGGAUGUCAAUGUCUCGUCAAGACAUUAAAGAUUUAGCAUCCGAUUAUGAUCGCAUAAGCAACAAAUAUUUUAGUAGCAGAUUGUACGACAUGUUAAAGGAAAGGUAUUAUUGGCGCGAUUGGUUUGUAGUUGUAUACGAUGAUAUAAAGGGGUUUUCCAAGCAUACAGUUCGGAAAUGUGGUGGACAUAUUCUAUUUCGGCAAAAUAGAAGAAACAUAAUGGUGUCGAGCAUUGACAAGAAUAAGAGUGUUGGUACAAGGACAUUGCAAAGCGCAAAGUCAAGCUUGAAAAACAUUCCAUGGAAAGGGACGGGAGAUACAUUCGCAAAGAGAAUGUAUAACAAGAUCGAUAAGACAGAGGCGUGUGGUGUUGUUUCUGUUUUGACAAAUGCGCAUGUAUCGUACAGAGGUGAUAAAGACAAGAUUGCUUAUCGUAAUUUAAAGGGUCACUUACAUAUGAUCCUGUUUGGUAAAUUCAAAAACUAGAAGUUUUCAGAACAGAGAUUUUAGAGGACACUGAACCCACAAAUUGAAAACAAUUAAAAAAGUGAUAUCAACGUAGGUUCUGUAUUCAACUAUUUUCUCAGAUUGUAGUUUUUUAGCUAGAUUAGUUCCUUAUUUUGUACAUGUCGUGAUUUGAUACUAUUGUCAAUAAAAGAAAUUCAUAUAAUUCAAAAUAUUCAAAUCAGUGCUAAUCGGCGGAUUAUCUAGUUUUAUUUCUCGAUUUACAUCUACUUAUAAGUCACGAUGUGGAUUAUAAUUUGGCUCGAAGUUAUGGGAGAUAGUCUAGUUUGAGAAUGUGU
This is a messenger RNA of Owenia fusiformis, 2264 nucleotides long. The record is from the annotation of a GenBank genome assembly. Lineage: Eukaryota; Metazoa; Annelida; Polychaeta; Sabellida; Oweniidae.